AUGGAGGGCUCAGCAAAAGCAGAGGGAUGGUCAUGGCGGGUACUCGAAUUCUACAGCGGCAUUGGCGGCUUGAGGUAUUCGUUGAUGAGGACAGGGGUAGAUGCUGUUGUAGUCGAAGCAUUCGACAUUAACGACGUUGCGAACGAUGUGUACGAGCACAAUUUCGGCCACCGUCCCCAUCAGGGUAAUAUUCAGACAUUGAGUGCUGUUGAUCUCGACAGCUAUGGGGCAGACGCGUGGCUCUUGUCACCCCCUUGCCAACCUUACACGAGACAAGGUCUCCAGAAGGGUUCGAGUGAUGCUAGAGCUUCUUCAUUCCUGAAGAUUCUUGAAUUGAUACCGCAAAGUUCACGGCCUCCAAUGAUGCUAUUCGUUGAGAAUGUUGUUGGAUUUGAGAUAUCUGAUACACAUUCAAGGAUGAUUACAAUGUUGCGGGAAAAUCAUUUCGACAUUCAAGAAUUUAUUCUCAGCCCUCUGCAGUUUGGCAUACCGUAUUCCCGACCUCGCUAUUUUUGUCUGGCGAAGCGGAAACCUCUAUCUUUUCAAACUGCACAGUUGAAUAAUAACCUUGUUUGGGCUCCGGGCCCAAUACUUGGGUACGAAACAAACAUGCCGACCAGAGAAGAUGUAGAAUCACUUGCAUAUUGUAAUAAACUACUUGAAAGUUGUCAACCUAUACAAGAUUUUCUUGAACUAAAGGAUUUGAGCUGUGAAGUUGAUUCAGAAUUGGGCAUCAUGCUUGCUAAUGUUGAAGGAGGAAAUGUAUUCGUUGAUAAUAUUUCAUAUCAGUAUUUUGUUCCAGAUAGCUUAGUGGAAAGAUGGGGGAGUGCCAUGGAUAUUGUUUUCCCGGAGUCGAAGCGUUGCUGUUGUUUUACAAAAAGUUACUUUCGGUAUGUGAAGGGCACUGGCUCCCUGUUGGCAACUGUUCAGGGAAAGAUGAAAACUGAAACCUCUUCGCUGCAGGAGCUUCGUCUCAGAUACUUCACGCCUAGGGAGGUUGCCAAUUUACACUCUUUUCCGGAAGAGUUCCAAUUUCCACAGCACGUUAGCCUUCGGCAACGGUAUGUUUCGUCUUUCUAUGUUCCUUCUUGA
Molecule: messenger RNA, 1092 nt
Organism: Striga hermonthica
Lineage: Eukaryota; Viridiplantae; Streptophyta; Magnoliopsida; Lamiales; Orobanchaceae
Source: the annotation of a GenBank genome assembly